GCUCCAACCAGAUAGAUGGCAAGAGAAUGAGCAUGGUUAUCCCUAUGGAACACCACAGAAUGAAAGAUGAUCUUGCAACAUUUCCAUUAUUAUUAUUACGGAACAGACGCAUUAAUGGAUCAUCCAGUCGUGCACAAGUUGAGAUGAGAGUUGGCUGACGUCGAUGCCAUGGAGAGGAGAGAAAAUUAUUGUUCUUGGAGUUAGUCGUACUUCUCCUCCUCCUUCCUGCUUUAUAUCCUUAUUUUUAACCUCUUCAUCUUCUUUCUCCGCUUGUGUUGGGAUCUGCAACCUACCCUCUCCAUAGGAAGUGGCGGAAAUCCUUCCGAUCCAAGCGGGCUGAAGGCAGACAGAGUCGUCGGGAAGUAAGGAGGGCGAUGUCGUCGAGCUCGCCAUGCGCGGCGUGCAAGCUCUUGAGGCGUAAGUGCACGCCCGAGUGCAUAUUUGCACCACAUUUUCCGCCGGACCAGCCGGCGAAGUUCGCCAACGUGCAUCGAGUCUUCGGGGCGAGCAACGUCGCGAAGCUGCUCAAGCAACUCCGCCCAGAGCAGCGCGAGGACGCGGUGGCGUCACUGUCAUACGAGGCGGAGGCGCGGCUGCGUGACCCCGUCCACGGGUGUGUCGGCUAUAUCUACCUCCUCCAGCACAAGCUCAAGGAGGUGCAGCAUGAUCUGAGUAACGCGAAGCGGGAGCUCUCCACCUACAUUGGCCCCGUCGCGUUCGGGCCCAAUCUUCCCCAUCAGUACCAUCACCAGCUACAGGGGGUUUCUCCGUCGCCAUUUGGGAUUCGGGGGAUGGGUAUUGGAACGGGGCUGGCACUCUCGGCGCCUGCUACAUGGCCCCAGGGGCAGAUGCUGAUCAUGAGCGAGCAGCAUCAGCAUCAAAGGCAGCAAAUGCCAGAGAUGCACCAGGCCGCAGUGGAAACCCCCGUGGCUGCAAGAGAGCAGGAGAUGUUCACCAGUUACCCACAGAUCCAGGGGUAUGAUCGGAUGGCCGGUGGCGCUGCAGUUGUGGCUACAGUCUCAGCACAGCUGUUCAACAGCCCAUCUGCAGCAGAGCAGCGGCAUCCGCAACCUCAGCAAUACGCUGAGCGACUAUGGGCGAAGGCUAGGGGUGAGGGGAGGAGCGGAGUAAACCCUUCUGCUUGAAGAAAACAAAGGAGAACGACGAAACGAGCAAUGUCUUGAGACCUCUCCCACCUCGAGGUGCGGAUUCUCCUCUCACAUCACACAUGCAAUAGGCUACAUAGACUGAAUCAUAUGUCUCUGCAACCUACACCGUUCAUUCAAUUACAUUUACAAAUAGAUUUUAAUUUAAAUUGUUAUGUGCAUGAGAUGAUCGACAUUAGGGUGUUUCAAGAGGCAGGAGAAGUCCCUAUUACAUUGUAUCUCUUCAAUGAGCCGAAAGCUAUCAUACCCUGUUGCACCGUCGAGCAUAGGAGAUGUAGGAGGAGGGAAGACUGUCGAAUGGAACAAGCAAAGUGAAUGGUGUGCAGGAUUACAGUGCAGAAGUAGCAGUCAUAAGCAGUAGUUCGCAGCGGAAAUGGAGUCAGAUAAACAUUGCCUCUCUCUUCGCCUUGGUCAUCAAGAAGAUGUCAUCCUCUUGAAGCUCCCCAGUUGAGUCAUUUUGCCUUCUGCAGUGUGUUGGUUCAUGUGACUGCAGUACCUUCCCUUCUGAGAUAUCAUUAAUUAUAUAUGGAUGGAUCACUUCUUCCUCCACAACCAGCUGGUAUCUUUGCUUUUCUUCUUUGCCUUCAGUUUUUCUUCCCCUUCAAUCAUUCUGGUUUGAAUCUUUUUUUGGUGUUUCAUUUAUUGUUUGCACUGGCUGCCUGAGGGAUUUGAUAGUGCUGUUUGUACUCUAUAAAGAAGCUUAUCUGGCUACACUCCUUAGGUUUCAAAUGCUAAGUUUCAU
This is a messenger RNA of Musa acuminata AAA Group (dessert banana), 1908 nucleotides long. Its product is annotated as LOB domain-containing protein 36-like. Bases 375 to 1145 code for a protein of 256 amino acids. The record is from RefSeq and is a predicted model, not a curated record. The transcript has 2 exons. Lineage: Eukaryota; Viridiplantae; Streptophyta; Magnoliopsida; Zingiberales; Musaceae.